Messenger RNA from Spinacia oleracea (spinach), 1303 nucleotides. Its product is annotated as rhomboid-like protein 11, chloroplastic. Gene Ontology annotation, cellular component: membrane. Lineage: Eukaryota; Viridiplantae; Streptophyta; Magnoliopsida; Caryophyllales; Amaranthaceae. The record is from RefSeq and is a predicted model, not a curated record. Gene Ontology annotation, molecular function: serine-type endopeptidase activity. The transcript has 7 exons. Bases 107 to 997 code for a protein of 296 amino acids.
AAUCCAAAUCCAACCAUCGUACUAUCGUAGCAUAGCAUAUUAGCAGGUUGCUCCCACUACUCACAUAAACAGAAAGUGGCCAGUGAAGAAGAGAGAGAAACAGAGAAUGGCACAAGUCCAGCAUUUCCUAGGACUACGACCAUCCUCUUCUACAAAUGGGAUGUUCAUACCAGUCAUUCGACCUCAAUUUAACCCCAAGCUCCAUAUCCAUAUCUUUGCCGCCAUUUCUCUCUCUAAAUUUCCCAGAAGACUAACACUUUCCUUUCCCAAUCAUGUUUCCACCACUCGACCUUCCCCUUUUGCUUAUCCACACCACCCCACUUCUGGGUUUCGCCGUUUUUGCAAUUUUAAUGAUUCCGACUCAAUGUCACAGCUGGAGCUUGGGAAACGCAAACCUGAGAAGAGGGUGAACGCAAUAUUCUGGAUUAUUCUUCUUAACCUUGCUAUAUAUGUGGCCGAUCACAUGUUUCUGGUUCGAGACAUCAAAUCCCUGUACUUGUUCCACAAUCAGCCUGCUUGGUACCAGUUUGUGACAGCUGCAUUUUGUCAUGCAAAUUGGAACCAUCUUUCGAGCAACCUUUUCUUUCUGUACAUUUUCGGCAAGCUUGUGGAAGAGGAAGAGGGUAGCUUUGCGUUGUGGGUUUCUUAUAUUCUAACAGGUGCUGGUGCAAACCUUGUUUCUUGGUUGGUUCUCCCAAGAAACGCAGUUUCUGUUGGCGCAUCUGGUGCUGUUUUCGGCUUGUUUGCAAUAAGUGUCCUUGUGAAGUUGUCAAUGGAUUGGAGAAAAAUUCUCGAAGUACUUAUAUUAGGUCAAUUCGUUGUAGAGAAGGUGAUGGAAGCAGCUCAUGCAUCAACUGGUUUGUCAAAUGGCUUCAUUGGAACCCACUCGUUACAGAAUGUCAAUCACAUUGCACAUUUAUCAGGUGCUUUGGUUGGGGUACUUUUGGUAUGGUUACUAAGCAAGGUUCCAUCUGACCCUUCAGAAAAAGAAGGAUAGCCUGCCUGACGAGAGCAGAUAACAAACACGACUUUAUGAAAUGCAAACAAAGCCACUUGAAGAGUGUAAGCGCAGCUGAAAUGCAAACACGACUUAUGAAAUCAAACGAAUCCAUUUGCUUAUUAGCCGUAUGUAUUGAAGAUUGUAAAAAAAAAAAAAAGAAGUCAAAAUUGAGUCAAUUUCUAGGCUGUUGUGAAUAUCAAGUCUGAGCCUAGUAUUGUUUGCAUACGUAAAGACCUUUUUUAACUGUAAAUUGAAUAUAAGAGUGAAACUAUUAUUUUUUGGAAGCUUUUUCUCUUGUCUGAA